Messenger RNA from Nerophis ophidion (straightnose pipefish), 1428 nucleotides. It is a transcript of the gene sat2a.1, whose product is annotated as spermidine/spermine N1-acetyltransferase family member 2a, tandem duplicate 1. Gene Ontology annotation, molecular function: N-acetyltransferase activity. The record is from RefSeq and is a predicted model, not a curated record. Lineage: Eukaryota; Metazoa; Chordata; Actinopteri; Syngnathiformes; Syngnathidae. The coding region runs from base 108 to 578 and encodes 156 amino acids. The transcript is spliced from 6 exons.
AAAUCGUGGUAUGUGUUAGUGGGUUGGAGUCAGUCGACAGCUGCCUCGGCUUCCACAACACGACUUGACGCCCACAUUACACAACUGAACACCAAAAUUAGGACAAAAUGGACUUCUCUAUCAGGGCUGCUAUUGUGGAGGACUGCAAGGAUGUGGCACGGAUGAACCUGGAUCUGGCCACGUACGAGAAGGUCCCAGAGCAGGUGACAGUCACACAGAAAGAUUUGGAACAAGAUGGUUUCUCCAAGAACCCGUUCUUCCAGUGUCUCAUUGCUGAGGUCCCUCAGCAGCACAAAAGUAAAGAUGGUUACACAUUGAUCGGCUUUGCACUUUACUUCUACUCGUACAGCGCAUGGAGAGGGAAGUCUAUCUACUUGGAGGACCUGUACGUCAUGCCGGAAUUCCGAGGGCAAGGUGUGGGUAAAGCGUUAUUGAGCAAAGUAGCACAGUGUGAUGUCUUGACUGUUGCAGCAGGGUUUAGCUGCAGGCUGCCACAUGCUCAACUUCACCGUGCUGCACGCCAACCAGUCGUCUGUGGACUUUUACCUGCGGCGAGGCGGCUUCGACAUGACGUCUGACGUGGGCUAUCACUUUAUGGCUUUCGAAGAGGACGCCAUGCAGCAGCUGGCACGGACCUGACACUCGAACCUUGACCAUCGCAUGUGGAGACGAUCAAACCGCCGUGAUGUUAUUGCUCACAUUAAAAUUAAUCUUUAUCAUUUUCUUCUUUCACUACCGUUGUCCGGGGGUUUACUUAUGCUAAGGUAGCAAAUUUGAUUGGCUUACUAUUUUCAUGGAAACAAUGAUUUCUGAGGUUUUUAAGCUAAUGCUGAUCGUCAAAGAUGAAACAUUGUAUGACAAGGAGUCCAAACUUUCAUACUUUUUCUUCAUCCAAUCCUAAAGAAAAUCCAAUGUCGAUCAACAUAUGCUGAAAUCUUAGGUUUGUGUUUUAGGUCAAUGGUCCCCAACUACCGGGCCGUGGCCUGUGGCCCUAUUGGUACCGGGCCGCAGAAGAAUUUCUUUAUUAAUUUUUAUUUAAAAAAAAAAAAAAAAAAAACGUUUUUUAUUUUUUUAUUAAAUCAACAUAAAAAACACAAUAUACACUUACAACUAGUGCACCAACCACAAAAACCUCCCUUUUUCAUGAAGAAAACGUCCCUUUUUCAUGCCAAAGAAAAAAUAAAAAUAAAAAAUAAAAAAUAAAAAUAAAAAAACAUCCCCCCCGGGCCGCGGGACAAAUUAUUAAGCGUUGACCGGUCCGCGGAUACAAAAAGGUUGGGGACCACUGUUUUAGGUGACAAAUCAGUGUAAUGAAAUUUAGGUUUUUCCAUUCUUUUUCCAAUUUGUAUUGUUAACAAGCAAACAUCAGUGCUGUCCCCUUAUUGUACAUGAAACAUGUCUUCCAGAUAAUUAAAUUUGUUAAAUGUA